AUGGAAAUUUUGACUUUGUUGAAGGCCAUUAAGAUGGCGUCGUUCAUUGCUUUGUUCGUAAUUCUACUCUUCCAUGGGUUGGUGGAAGGCUGUGGUCUCGAAGGCAGCAAAAGUCCGUCACCCGUACAUGACAAGGUACCUGACUACUUCGCCAUUGAUAUUGAUGGCACCUUCUUGACCCGUGAUAGGGACGCUAUGAACAAGAACAUUAAAGCUUUCAGAAAAGCUUUGGAUGCUGGCCAUCGUCUGUUCUUCGCCACUGGUAGAGGUAUUGCGGGUGCCGAACACGCUUUCUCUCGUGAGGAUUUUGAUGCUAUGGGUUACAACGGAUACCCCGGUGUCUAUUUAGAUGGUGCUAUUGUUUACGACGAUGCAGGUAAUGUGUUGAGCACCGCACAUUUGAACUCACGUAUCGUAAAACAAUUGGCUUUAUUGGCCAAGAAGAACUGCUACAGGUACAAACCAUUAAUGGUGACAUCCACAGGAAUGUACCUUGUCUGUGAGAUUGGUCUGUUCUACAGGGAAUUGUACCGUCGUUACGUUCUAUCAAAUGAUCCGGUAGUGAUAGAUGUUGAUGAAAUUGAUAAUCACAAAUUCAUCUAUUUCGUGAGCGAUCAUCUGGAUGAAUUGUUGCGUCAGGUUGACGGUCUCCCCGGUGUGGAUUACAAUGUAGUGCCAGUUGGUGGUACCUACAUGAAGAUCACUCCCAUCAACACUAACAAGGCAGUUGGCAUCGAUAUCUUAUUGAGGCAUUACGGUACGGAUAUGUCCAAUUGUGGUUGUAUCGGUGACCAUUACAACGAUUUAGAGAUGUUUGGCAAAGUUGGUGUAUCUUAUGCUGUGGGCAAUGCCGUUCCUGCCGCUAAAAGGGCUGCUAAACACACCAUUGAGGAAACCAAUAACGAAGCUGCUUUUGCGAAGGUCAUGGAACGCGUAUAUGGCAUAGUGGAGGCCGCCGCGAAAAACCGCAGGGCUCUCCGGAAGCUCAUUGAAGCUGGGUAUCAACCUUUAUUUUGCACAGGUCGACCUUUAUAUUCGGCAGUUGAUGUGUUACGCGAGUUAAGUACUGAGGGUGUCUACAAAGGUUACCCAGGUAUCUAUGACAAUGGUGGUAUUGUAUUUAAUAAGGAAAACAAGGUGAUCCACACAAGUUUGUUCAGCAAGGAAUUUGUGUCUGAGAUCUGCGAUAAGGCUAUAGAAACUGGUCUUGAGAGUACGGUUUUAUUUUUAUCUAGUUCUGGGCUGUAUUCCCUUGUUAGCAAAUGUGAAUGUUAUGAUCGCCUUGUAGAUAUAUGGGAGAUGAAUAUUGAAUUGCGUGUAGCUACUAAAGAUGAGAUUUUGGAUGCUGGUAUCAUUCAGAUUAUGGUAUCAAGAUAUCAUGAGCUUAUGGACCAAAUCUCUGCUAAAGAGGGUGUUGAUUUCAUCAACAAAAUGGGUACCUGCAAGAUCGGCGAUAUGAACCCACUUGGCACUACCAAAGCGGCUGGUUUGAAAAUAUUUCUAGAUAGCUGUGGAGCCGACUUCAAUGACUGCUGUUACAUUGGUGAUGGUUUAAAUGACACUGAGGCUAUGGAAGCUGCACAUAUAUCUUUUGCUGUGGCAAAUGCAUCUGAUGAAGUGAAGAAACACGCAAAGUAUGUGUUAAAACUGACUAACGAAGAAGCUGCUUUCGCCGAAGUGGUGAAACUGGUAUACGGCAAAAAUUGCCUCUGUGGUAAGUUAAUACCAUCGUUUAAUUCCCUAGUUUCGGCGCCUAAACAUUUUGCGGUGGACAUAGACGGAACCUUCCUGACGGCCGAUGACGCUGCCCUCGCGGAGAACAGGAAAGCCUUUGCCAAUGCGCUUAGAGCCGGAUACAACGUGUUCUUCUGCACAGGGCGACCCUUGGUAAGCUCUCUAGUUGCCUUGGGUAACGACUUUGUACAAGAGACUGGUUACCGAGGUUACCCUGGUAUCUACCACAAUGGCGCGGUCGUCUAUGGAAAAUCCGGCAAUGUUCUUCGUAUGGAGAAGUUCAGCGAGGAUUUCCUCUCUGGAUUCUGCUCUUAUGUUGAAGCUAACAGAUUUGAACGUUAUGUCGGUUUUUGCGACAUGCAUCACACGUAUAUGCUUACCGAUGACAGCAGCCAAAUGAAGGCGGCUAUGGACGAUGUAGACAUCUACGAACCUCCUAUAGUCGUAACACCCUCAGAACUGCUGACCAAGGAUAUCACACUGAUGAUGCUGCGCAAACAGGAGAUCAUCACUGGCCAGCCCCAAUUGUCUAGGGGUGUUGACUAUAUAAUGAAAGAAGGCUCGCUUGGUGGUUGGGAUGUAACUACAUGCAACAGCACAAAGGCCGAUGGUCUCAAAAUACUGUUGGAUAGUUAUGGUUCAUCCGAGAUUGACUGUGGUUUCAUUGGUAAUGGUACCAAUGACAUUGAGGCCAUGGAACUGUGCGCCAUGUCCUUCGCGGUGGGAGACGCCGAUCCUGGUGUGAAACAGCACGCAAAAUACGCUUUAAACGAGUCACACCAUGAAGGGGCGUUCCGUCGCGUGAUUGAAGUAAUCUACGGUGUGUCUUGA
Molecule: messenger RNA, 2565 nt
Organism: Babesia sp. Xinjiang
Lineage: Eukaryota; Apicomplexa; Aconoidasida; Piroplasmida; Babesiidae
Product: putative phosphatase
Exons: 6
Coding region: 1-2565 (854 amino acids)
Cellular component (GO): cytosol
Molecular function (GO): magnesium ion binding; phosphatase activity
Source: RefSeq, a predicted model, not a curated record